This is a messenger RNA of Brienomyrus brachyistius, 6098 nucleotides long. Its product is annotated as synaptotagmin-11-like. The coding region runs from base 270 to 1658 and encodes 462 amino acids. The transcript has 4 exons. Gene Ontology annotation, biological process: regulation of dopamine secretion; regulation of calcium ion-dependent exocytosis; calcium-ion regulated exocytosis. The record is from RefSeq and is a predicted model, not a curated record. Gene Ontology annotation, molecular function: calcium-dependent phospholipid binding; calcium ion binding; clathrin binding. Lineage: Eukaryota; Metazoa; Chordata; Actinopteri; Osteoglossiformes; Mormyridae. Gene Ontology annotation, cellular component: axon; synapse; membrane.
CCCUCCCUGUACCAGUGCCGCGCUGCAGCCGCAUCCCAGAUUGAGCAUCCCUGCCUUGGAGCUAGAGGGAGCACCAUCGCAUCCUUCGGAGCCACAGUGCCGUUACCGGUGCCUCUCAGCUCGAAGAAAGGCAGCGACGAAGCCGUUUGGAGCAGCUUCAUUCCCACGGGUCCUAAGAACUAUAUAAAGAAUUUUUUAUUUAAAGAUGAAAUAAAUACGUAUAUUUUGUAUUUCAUUUCUAACAGCAUCACAACAUUCGCAAUCUCAAAAUGGCUGAGAUAACCAAUUUGAGACCGACGUAUGAUGUGUCUCCCGUGCUGGCAGGCUUCAUUGGGGCCGGCGUCCUGGUGGCGGUGGUGGCCGGUGCCAUCUUCCUGUGGACCUUCUGCCAUCGGCGCUACCGGCGCCUGGCCGGCAGCUACAAGAUCCACGGCGGCCAUUCGGACACCUGCGAUGCCGCACCCGACCCCCCCUACAAGUUCAUCCACAUGCUCAAGGGCAUCAGCAUCUACCCAGAGUCACUUAGCAACAGCAAGAAAAUAGUGCGGGUGGGCCGACGCCCCGGAGGCCGGGGGGAGCGGGCCGGGGAAUGGGGGCGGCCCGGCAGCACCCACGGGGGUAACGGUAACGUGCUCCUGGUGGACGCAGCCGAGAGCGGCCUGCUCGAUGGCGCCGCCCUGCAGAUGAACCGACUGGUCCCCAGCGAACAGCCCCGGCUGGAGAGGGAACUGCCCAUCCGGGCCGACUACUGCAGCCUAGAUAGCAGCAGCUCAGCCAGCAGCAGCUCGGCCAGCAGCAAGACGGCCACGCCCUUCACGCCGGCGGAGGAGCCCAAACUGGGCACGCUCAGUCUGGUCGUGGACUAUAACUUCCCCAAGAAGGCGCUGGUGGUCACCAUCCAAGAAGCGCGUGGGCUCCCUCCGGUAGACGAGCAGGCGGGCAACGCCGACCCCUACGUCAAGAUGACCAUCCUGCCCGAGAAGAAGCACCGCGUCAAGACCCGUGUGCUGCGCAAGACCCUGGAUCCCGUCUUCGACGAGACGUUCACCUUCUACGGCGUGCCCUACAGCGGCCUCUCUGAGCUGGUGCUGCACUUCCUGGUGCUCAGCUUUGACCGCUUCUCCCGUGACGACGUCAUCGGCGAGGCUGUGGUGCCCCUGGCUGGCGUGGACCCCAGCACCGGGCGUGUGCAGCUCACCCAGCAGAUCUGCAAGAGGAACAUACAGUGUGUGAGCCGUGGGGAGCUGCUGGUGUCCCUGUCCUACCAGCCCGUCACCCACAGGCUCAGCGUCGUGGUGCUGAAGGCCAAGCAUCUGCCCAAGAUGGACAUCACAGGCCUGUCUGGCAACCCGUAUGUGAAGGUGAACAUCUUUUACGGCCGUAAGCGCAUCGCCAAAAAGAAGACUCACGUCAAGAAGUGCACGCUCAACCCCAUUUUCAACGAGUCUUUCAUUUACGACGUGCCCGCUGAGCUGCUGCCCGACAUCUCAGUGGAGUUCCUGGUCGUCGACUUCGACCGCACCACCAAGAACGAGGUGGUGGGCCGCCUGGUGCUGGGUUCACACAGCCCCUGUUCCUCUGGCGCCCUCCACUGGCGGGAGGUCUGCGAAAACCCCCGUCGGCAGAUCGCCAAGUGGCACAACCUCACUGAAUACUAGUGUAAGCCCAUCCCCCACACGCACACUCACAUACAAAAGCUCAACUUUCAGAGAAAUAUUUUUUUCUCACCUUACAAUCUUAUUUUAAAACAUUCAUAUGGGAAAAAAAAAACCUUUACGGGACUUGUACAGUGAACUGUUCUUUGUGCCGUUAAUAAUGAUUAUGCGAUUCAGUUAAAUUAUUGCGGAAAUUUUGUUCAAAGAAAAAAAUGAAUAUACUCAAAUUGUGCAAAAAAUAUUGGGGGAAAAUUAAGCCGAUUGAAUGUGAAUAACCAAAAUACACAGUGCUGUGUUUGUGUUUGUUCUUUAUGAGGUUAAAUGUUCGCGGCAAGAUGGAAGGAAUUAGCCCCCCCACACACACACAAACUGUCACACAAUAGUUCACACAAAAAGACUGCAACCUCUCAGAAUUCAUGCCCUCCUUUCUCGCUCAGUUCCUCUUCCGCAGGUUGUAUGUUGGUGGUAUAUGCGGUCAAAUUAUUGCAUGUCUUAAUAAUUAAGAAAACAAUGGCACAAGUGCAUAUAGCUGGAACUAAACCAAACCCAUUAUUGAAGUGUCCAGUUAUUUUUAAGGGAUAUUCAAACUGGUCACAUUAAUAAAAUAAGUUAAAAAAAUAGAUCUGAAACACAAAUCCUUCUAGAGCAAUACAGUCUGUGAGAACGGUACUGGGUUUCUUGGAAAAAAGUACAUCUCCAAAUCGGAAAAAUACUGUUAUUCACAUGAUGAUGAUGAUGAUGAUGAUGAUGAUGAUGACGAUGAUGGUGACAUUUCAUUUUUUUGUUUUUUGGGGGUGGCACUGUGCCUCCCCGACUAUGACUGAUAUAAUUUGACGAUACCGUAAAUGUUUUAGGGCAUUGUGCACACAGCAGACUUCAUGUUUCCAUGUUUACGCACAAAACCCAUGUGAACGGAUGAGACUCCAGUCUACAGGUUUAAACCGGAGAUAUUCUGAUAUAGGUAGCGCAUGAAAAUAGAACGAAAUGUAUGUGUGCAAUAGGUUGUAAUUAAACUUUAACCUGUACGUUUCCCUUAUUUAUUUGCUUUUUGUUUUAAUUGCUUAGUGAAUCCUUGGCUGCGAUGUCCGUGUGGCUCACUCCUUUGAACUGAAAACUGAUGAGCUUACCUCCCAGACUGAAUUUGAGCAUUACCAAUUUAAACGUCUAUUUUCAAGCAAUAUCGACUUACUUGGAUUUAAGUUAUCCUAGCUUUGAAAGAAAAAUGCCUAUUAUACCAUUUACCCUAGUAAUUACUAUAUCAGUUUGUCUGCUAUUCAUAAUCAAAUCCAAAUACCUAUUGCCAGUUAAUUUUAAAUAAGUAAUGUUUGUAUACAUGGUUUGCAUUUUACAUCUUUAUCGCUUUGCAUUCACAUAAACCCUAACCCUAAUCCUAACCCUAACCCCCUAUGUGAACCCUCCCAAUGCCCACAUUUAUCGUGUCACCCAUGUAAAGAAACGUCUAUCUUUGUGUCCAAAUGACACUUGCAGAAACACUUUGAAGGAUGGUGGGGGUUGGUCAGCGCGUUGACCAAGCCUCCCUUGGUCCCUCAACCGUUCUCAGUGUGCUUCGCUACCUGCGUUGCAUUUAUUACUCUUAUUCAUACAAAGUGAUUUCUGAGCCAAAGUUGCCUUGGAAAGCUUUGAACUGUUCUACUCUAAAGCAGCUGAGUUGGAUCAGUGAGCCUAUCCUCUCAACUGAUGUAAACCGUAACAUGUAUGAAUCACAACUUAAAUAACUAUGAUUAUUAUCAGCACAAACAAACAAGGAUGGACUAUCGGUGCACUGGUCUGGAGCCCUGUCACUCUCUGCAGCGGGGAUACUGUAAUGAAACAGGUUUUGGGUGACUUGCCAAUCCAUGCGAGUCUGACUUCCCGGUAACUCGUCUUGCGAUGCGGCAACUUGCCCAGGUAUUGCGUCCGGUUUCAUUACAGCCAUCCAUUGGUGAUUCGGGAAAAUUGAGCUGAAUUUAGCAUUUGUGCUGUUAGUGAAUUACUGCAGAUGGGUAAAUUGGACACAGGCUACAAAGCAUCAAGAGUCAAACAUUAAUGCAAAGCUAAGGUAGAUAUAUGCAGUCAAAGCCUUCGAAGGUUCGAAAUCCGAUGCUGGUGCAGCACCCAUGUAAACUGUGUAGAGUAUGAACACUAACUAGAACAACAGUAAAUUGUUUGAAAUGUACUUUGUAUGAAAAUUGAGGAUUUGUUCUGGACAUUGGACUUUGGCACCUAAAGAUACUAGUCACUUGCUAGAGAGUGUGUUGCCUUUGGAAUAUUUAUAAUAUCUCUAAGAAUUCGUCUGGAGAUGCGGAAAGGCAGACUUGUGUUGCUGUUUUCUUCAGUAAGAGUGUAUAGGGUAAGUUUUUAAACGUGGUUGUCCCCUGUGUGUUUUUCUGGCGGAGAGUGUUUUUGUCUAUUUUACUGCUCUUAAGAAAAGAGGGGCAGGAUAUAUAUAUAUAUAUAUUGUAAUAUAGGAUGCUGAGAUUUUACUUUCCUUUUUUUCUAAUGAAGGUGUAUAUCAAGUAUGUACAACAAUUUGGUAACAUGGAAAACACCGGUUUUGUUUUCUUGUAGCAUUUUCAUACAAGUUUUUUUUUCAGUUUAGUUUUUUUGUACCGUUUGUAACAUGUCAAACCCCCCACCCACCCCCCACAUCACCUUCGAGGAAAUCUUUAAAAAAAAAAAAAAAAAAAAAAAAAAACGUCGUACCCAUGAAAUAUUUCAUGGCUCAUUGGCUAUAUUUUUGCAGUAUUUGAAUUUAUAUUCUUUGUAGAAAAAAACCGCAAUACUUCCCUUUCGUUAUUAAGAACAGAUUAAGAACAUAUUAAGAACGUCUUCUUUGGUUGUUAAGAUGCUAACUUCUCAUGACUCCUGGAAUUAGUUAAUCCGUCCUUCAUGGUGGAACACAUUCACCAGUAACUAACAUGACAGUGUGUUGUGCCAGGGAGAGGUGAUCACAGCAGUGAUACUUGAGAAAAACAAUAUGUUGCCAGUUUGGAGUUCAGAUUUUGUAUAACAGCUCUGGUCUCUUUGACAUGCUGUCUGUUCCCACAGCCGUCAUAUCUCAUGUACCCAGACGCCACCUUAAUCAUUUUCACACCAUUAUUCCAAUUUGGCGCCGCUUUCAAACAGACCCUCGCAGCACAAUUGCUAACAGGACUCCGUGGGUUUCAUUGCGAAAUGAACUUAAUUGACAGACGUGUGUAUUCAGCUGUAAAUUGGUUUGGUGCGACGUGAAAAUCUCACCAGAGACACUUCAUUUUUCAGACAUUGAGGAAAUUAUCAGUGACAGCCUUUGCGGAUGCCUGACAGGGAACCAAAAUCCCACUGGACGGUAAAGUGCUUUGAGAAAUACAGUUUUUAUGUCAUUACCUUGCUGGUGGGGGGGGGGGGGGGCACGCAAGAGUUGAAGGUGCAUCUGCACUCUGAUUGGGGGCAGCAGUGUUUGCACUGGGACAUGAUGGGAUUGCAGAGAGAUUUCAAGGAGAAAGAGGCGCCUUGGCUCAGCGUAGCGCCAGAUGGACACGGCGCAGGUGGACGCACACCGCCGCUCCACGGACGUCGCAAGCUGCUGUUUUUCCUUCGCCAUUCCUCCGCUUCUUCUUUUUCAUCCCUCCGCUCCAUUUUCUAAUCCCCGCCUGAAUCGCCAGCUUUAGGGCUCUCUCCACAAGCCGCCUCUCAGCCGGGCCGGGUACGCGGGGAAUAACAUUCGCCGUUAGUUUGAAUUUCUAACCUGCAGAGCUUCUCCCAGCUGACACUAUCCAAGCUCCUAAAAACAGUCAUAUGGUGAAUACUAACAAGUGAAGUGAAGGGUUUCUAUGCAUAUCCCUGAUACAUAUUUGUGCAGAUUUUAUACUCAAUAACAGCACAAGGCUGCUCCUGUUUGAAAAUCUGUCUUAUUAAAAUUGAAUAAAGGCGUGUCUGUGUACUUACAGUGCAGUUUUCCUGCCUACAGCCUGGAAUAACUGCCGUUCCCUAAUAUGAAUCCUUGCACUGUAGAAAACAUCCAUCCAUCCAUCCAUCCAUUUUUCAAACCGCUUUUCCUACUGGGUCGCGGGGCUGUAGAAAACAAAUGAAAAAAAAAUAUUUUUUUGUUCCUCCUUGUACCCUUACAUAUUUUUUCACCUGCUUUUAUUUAUUUGACAUUAGUCCCUAUAUCUGCCCUCUAUCCCAUUUCACUCCCCUACUCUAGAUUUCUCUCAUCACACUAUAGUUGUCUAUAGAUCACGGAAUAGAUCACAAUAAAAUGUAAAUUAGCUGUAUUAAUAGUUGCAACAAACGCUGGACUGGUCUCAAUGAUAAUUCAAGCUAAAUAACGUUUAUGUGGACAAACAGAGUAACCAAGUAACAAACUAUGUUUAAACUGUAUGCCAUAAUAUAUUACACUGACUUGUAUGUUGAAUUUGUUAACGCAUAUUGAGCGUGCAAAUAAAGUCUGACACUCCUUCA